Molecule: messenger RNA, 3117 nt
Organism: Dictyostelium discoideum AX4
Lineage: Eukaryota; Evosea; Eumycetozoa; Dictyosteliales; Dictyosteliaceae
Gene: tgrA4
Product: transmembrane protein
Exons: 2
Coding region: 1-3117 (1038 amino acids)
Cellular component (GO): membrane
Source: RefSeq, a predicted model, not a curated record
AUGAAAAUUAUUAUAUUAUUUUUUAUAUUAUAUUUAGUUUCUGUUACACUCGGAGUUUUAAUUGAACCAGUUUUCAAGGAUUUUAAAAUUACAAAACAAUCAUUGGAAUAUACAUAUGAUAUUGAUAGUACAUAUUAUUCAAAAUGGAAUUUUCAAAGUUUGAACUAUGAAUUGGUUUUUGAAUGUAAAAAUAAUAGCACAACAAGAACAUGCGCUGCUGGAAUGUCAAUUGAUAUUGCUAAAAAUUUACAUGGUCAAGUGAUGGCAUGUGUAUCUGAUAAUAAUGGUGAAUUAGAUUGCAAUCAUUAUUUUUAUCCAAAACAUUAUCCAAACCCAAUUAUUGAAGGUGACUUUAAACCAUCUACCAAAGGUGGCCCAGUUAUUUUUAAAGGCUAUUAUUUGGCAAUUGGCUUAUACUUCUAUACAAUUCUUCCUAAUACUGGAUUGGCUAUAAUAGGUAAUCCUUUUGGUGACUCAAUAGAUGCUACAAAUUUAUUACUCGAUUAUCAAGGUGGUUGUGGUACGAGAAUAAUUCAGUGGCCAAACGGUUAUAAAUAUAGCUUUAAUCAUUCUAAUCCAGUAAUUGAUAAUAUCUCUAUUGAAAGCUCAUCUUUUAUAUCACUUGGUCAUAAUUUUUGUAAUAGUUCCGAGUCAAUUCAAGUUUAUUUAGAUGGUGUUCAAAUUGAUAAAUCAAAAAUAAAAUCAAUUGAUCAUGAACAAUUUGAAAUUAUUUACAGCCAAGAACAUUCAAAAUCCAUCAUUGUGAAUAUUGUCUCUGGUGGACUUGAAUCAAACAAAUUCAAAUUAGAUUACAAACCAAUGCCAUUAAAAAUAAAUAGUGUUCCAAAAUUAAAAGGUGGUUCAAUUACAAUAAUUGGUGAAAGAUUAUCAUCACAAGUAAAUAAUUCAACAAUCAUUGUUAAAAUUGGUCAAUAUGAUUGUAAAAAUGUAAUCUCAUCAAAAAAUGAAAUUCUAUGUGAUUUAGAAUCAGUUCCAAAUGUUGAUAAAGUUAAAUUGGUAGAUUUACCAGUUAAUAUCUCAAUAAAUGGUAUUUUUAAUGAAAAUAAUUUAUUAUUCUCAUUCGAUACUCCAAUCAUAUCAGAUUUUAUACUUCCUCAAGGUGAAGUUAAAUUAGUUGGCCAUUGUUUUGGUUAUUCACAAAUAACUCAAAUUAAUAUUGACAAUGUAUUACAACCCAAUAUAACAAUUAAUAUAAAUGAAAAAGAAACAACUCUUUCAUUUAGGCCAAUUCUUCAAAUUAAAAAAUCAAAGUUAUAUAUAAUUGUCAACGGUACAAAAUCAAAUACUAUUGAAAUUGAUUCAUCAUUUUUUGUAAAAAGUGUUCCAUCUUCACCUUCAGUAAAUGGUCAAACUGUAAACUUUACACUUUUUAAUAUAAACCCAAAUAAUUUUAAUGCAACACCAAUUAUGACUUUUCGAGAUAAUAGUUCAAUUAAAUCAACUGAUUAUAAAAAUUCAAAUGAAUAUUCCACUCAUACAUACUCUUUUGAAAUUCCAAAAAGUUGUGGUAGAAAUGAAAUUACAAUUUCAAUUGGGGACCAACUAACCCGUACUGAAGUUUAUUAUGAAUUACCAAAAAUAUCAAGUUGUUCAAUUGUUUCAAAUCAAAUGAUUAAAUGUCUUGGUAAUUUUACAAACUAUUUAGAUUUAUUUAAAAAUGGUAAAAUUAAAAUACAAUUUUCAAAUAUGAUAAUAAUUGAUAAUAUUCCAAAAAAUCCAAUUAUUUUUAAAAGUGAUUCAUUUUCAUUCCCGAUGAAACCAGAGUAUAUUUCAAGUGAUAUAUAUCUUAUUGUUUGUGAUGAAACUUCUCCAUAUUUUAAAGUUGAUAUAACUCCAUCGCUUAAAUCUGUAAACCAAUCCCUUGUUUUCAACUCCACUGGUGGUAAAUUAUUAAUUAAUGGUGAAAAUUUUAAUGAAAAUACAAUUGAUAAUACAUCUGUAUAUUGCUUUUCAAACAAAGAAGAUUAUAACUGUUCAUUUAUAAACUAUACAUCUAUCUCUUGUGAUAUUGAAUUAGAAGGUCCAUUCGAUCAACUUUGUAAAAUCAAAUUUAAUGGAAAAGAUGAGAAUUAUAACAUUUCAAUAUCAUAUUAUCCUCCAUUAGUUUUAAACUCAACAAUUAUAUCAAAUUCAUCAAUUGGUGGAAUUAUUACAAUUUUUGGUAAUGAAUUUUAUAAUGAAAUAGAUUUAAUUACAGUUGGUAAAAGUAAAUGUUUAAACUCUACAUUUAUAAAUUCAACAUCAAUUUCAUGUUUUGUAGAACCUUCAAAUUUUAAUAUUAAUCAAACCAAACAACAACAACAACAACAACAACAAUAUGUUAACAUUACAAUUAAUGGUAAAAGUGGUGGUAAUAAUUUAAAUAUUUAUUUUGAUAAUUCAAUUAUUGAAGUUAAAAAUCAAUCAAGCGAAAGUGAUAAAAACAACAACAAUAACAACAAUAGUAAAAAUAAAAUUAAUGAUGAAAGUAAAACUGAUGGUAGAAGUUUGUAUGAAAAAUAUAAAAAAUAUUUUAUAGCAACUAUAAUAAUCGGUAGUUUGGCAUUAAUUAUAGUUGCCUUUAAAAUUAUACUUUACUUUAAUAGAAAAAAUGGUACUGUAGUCUAUUGGAAAUAUAUUAUAAAAGAAAAAAUAUAUAAAUUUAAAAAUAGAAAAGAGCAAAAAUGUAUAGAUGAUAUGAGAGAAAUAUUAAAUAAUGCAGAGAAAAAUUUUCCUGACAUAAAAUUAGAUAAUUUAAUAACUUAUAAAAAGUAUGAAAUACCACAAGAAAAAAGUGUAGAAGGAGAACUAAAAGAACAAGCACCUCCUCUAAGUGAAUAUGACCAAUUUCCAAGCUAUUAUUUACAUUCACCAAAAGAUUCACAACCUCCAAAUCAAAUUGAAACUUUACCAAAAGAUUCACCUCCUCCAAAUCAAAAUGAAACAUUACCAGAAGAUUCACCACCUCCAAACCAAAUUGAAAAAUUAACAGAAGAUUCAUUACCACCUUCAAAUCAAAUUGAAACGUUACCAGAAGAUUCAUCACCACCUCCAAAUCAAACUGAAAAAAUAACAGACAAUUCAUCAUCUCAAGAUGGACCAUCAAGCUCUUCAUAA